This is a messenger RNA of Brassica rapa (field mustard), 672 nucleotides long. RefSeq names its product cysteine proteinase inhibitor 6-like. Gene Ontology annotation, molecular function: cysteine-type endopeptidase inhibitor activity. Lineage: Eukaryota; Viridiplantae; Streptophyta; Magnoliopsida; Brassicales; Brassicaceae. The record is from RefSeq and is marked provisional.
AUGAUGCAAAGCCGUUUCUCAAUCUUCCUCUUCAUCUUCGUCUCCUCUGUGAUCGCUAGUGACAUGGCCUUGCUCGGCGGCGUUCGCGAUGUACCUGCUUAUCAGAACAGCGACGAGGUCGAGAGCCUCGCUCGUUUCGCCGUCGAUGAACAUAACAAGAAAGAGAAUGUACUGCUAGAGUUUGCGAGGGUUGUGAAAGCGAAGGAACAAGUUGUGGCGGGAACGAUGCAUCAUUUAACGCUGGAGAUCGUCGAGGCUGGGAAGAAGAAGCUUUACGAAGCCAAAGUGUGGGUGAAGCCGUGGUUGAACUUCAAGGAGUUGCAGGAGUUCAAGCCUGCCUCUGAUGGUGCUCCUUCCAUCACUCCCUCUGAUCUUGGCUGCAAGAAAGGUGAACAUGAAUCUGGGUGGAGGGAAGUUCCAGGGGAUGAUCCAGAGGUACAGCACGUUGCUGAUCAUGCUGUUAAGACUAUUCAGCAGAGGUCUAACUCUUUGUUCCCUUAUGAGCUUCAGGAGGUUGUUCAUGCUAACGCUGAGGUUACUGGUGAGGCUGCAAAGUACAACAUGGUUCUGAAGUUGAAGAGAGGAGACAAGGAGGAGAAGUUCAAGGUGGAGGUUCACAAGAACCAUCAAGGUGUUCUUCAUCUCAACCACAUGGAGCAACACCAUGACUAG